Molecule: messenger RNA, 1946 nt
Organism: Gambusia affinis (western mosquitofish)
Lineage: Eukaryota; Metazoa; Chordata; Actinopteri; Cyprinodontiformes; Poeciliidae
Product: solute carrier family 22 member 5-like
Exons: 10
Coding region: 33-1742 (569 amino acids)
Biological process (GO): transmembrane transport
Cellular component (GO): membrane
Molecular function (GO): transmembrane transporter activity
Source: RefSeq, a predicted model, not a curated record
CUGCGCACAUUCAUCCAUGCGCCGGACUCGAAAUGCCCGCUGCAACUUCUGACACCAGCAGAAUCACUGACUAUGAGGCGGCGACAUCUUUCCUCGGAGAAUGGGGACGGUUCCAGCAGCGGACGUUUUUCCUCCUCUGCCUGAGCUUCAUCCCUAAUGGACUCACUGCGCUGUCUGUGGUGUUUCUGGCCGACACGCCGGAUCACUGCUGCGCGCUGCCCGCGCACCUGAACCUCAGCGCGGCGUGGAGGAACAGCAGCAUUCCGCUGGAGCAGGAUGCGAGCCGCGACGGCGCUUUGGUGCCCAGCAAGUGCUCUAGAUACAAAGUGGAAUAUUUAUUAAAUUACUCGGAGAGAGGCUUUCUGCCUGGAUCGGACGUUAAUCUGUCCAAUGUGCCCAGAGAAAGCUGCCUGGACGGCUGGGAGUUUGACCACAGCGUGUAUACAUCUACCAUUGUCUCUGAGUGGAACCUGGUGUGUGACCAAAGCUGGAAGAAGCCUCUCACUACUUCUUUGUUUUUUUUUGGCAUUCUUUCUGGCUCCUUCGUCUCAGGACAGCUCUCCGACAGAUUCGGGAGGAAAAUUGUGAUGUUUGGUACCAUUGGACUACAAGUAGUCACAACACUGAUUCUGAUUUUUUCUUCAAGCUGGAUCAUGUUUGUCGUCUUGUAUUUUCUUCUUGGAGUGGAACAAAUUUCCAAUUACUUGGUCACAUUUGUUCUAGGAGCAGAAAUCUUAGGUCCACAGGCCCGAACAUUUUUCUCCACUGCUGGAGUGUGUCUUUUCUUCGCGGUGGGCUACACACUCCUACCGUUGUUUGCAUUCUUUGUGAGAGACUGGAGGAUGCUCCAGGUGGGCUUCAUGUUGGCAGGCUGCGUUUGUUUGCCCCUCUUCUGGUUCAUCCCAGAGUCUCCUCGCUGGUUGCUUUCCCAGGGUAGAGUGGAGGAAGCCGAGGUCAUCAUCCGGAACGCUGCCAAGAUGAACAGGAUUGAAUCUCCACCCGUCAUCUUUACACCUCUAAAGAAUGAAGGCAGGACUGAAAAGACCAGGGCGCACAACAUCUGUGACCUUCUUCGCACUCCAAACAUCCGAUGGCUCUCCGUCACGCUGUGGCUGGUCUGGAACACCCUCACCAUCGCCUACUACGCUCUUUCCCUGAACACGGCGAACCUCCAUGGAAAUCCGUUCCUCAACUGUUUCCUGUCUGCUGUGAUGGAGAUCCCAGCCUAUGCUUUGUCGUGGAUUAUGUUCCGCUGGUUUUCCAGACGACUCAGCCAUUUCUCAGCACUUUUUGCAGGAGGAUUCUUCAUAUUCAUCAUACAGUUCAUACCAGAACACCUGGUUGCUCUGUCCAUAACAUUUGAGAUGCUGGGGAAGUUUGCGGUGUCCACUGCCUUCGCCGUUGUGUACGCCUACACAGCAGAGCUGUACCCCACUGUGCUGAGGAACACGGCUGUCGGCGCCUGCUCCACGGCCUCCAGGAUAGGCAGCAUUGUUGCUCCAUACUUCAUUUACUUACGAACCUACUCUGUGUCCCUGCCGUACAUCAUAGUGGGAAGCCUCACAGCUUUGACUGCACUGCUGAGUCUGCUUCUCCCUGAGACCUUUGGGAUGCCCCUGCCCGACACCAUCAGCCAAAUGCAAAGCUUUCCUGGAUGUUGCCAGAAAAGACCUUACGUCCUCGCCAGAACUAAAGAAGAGGAAAACGCUGCUGAAGAAAAGUCUCUGGCCAGACAGCUGUAAAUUCUGUGGAGUAAAAACUGCACAGAAAAUAUGGAAAAGAACACAGAUUCAGGAUAUGGAAAUCCUGAAUCUUUAUUCAUAAACAAUGGGUUUACUUAAAGAGUCUCUAAGUCUGAUGGUGCUUUAGACAUUUUUCUUAAAAAAGACAAAAGAACAGUUCUUUCUAAGUCCUUUUUCCUCUCUUUCAUUAUAUAUAUAUAUAUA